Exophiala spinifera is the source of this 1212-nucleotide messenger RNA. RefSeq lists its product as uncharacterized. Gene Ontology annotation, cellular component: membrane. Gene Ontology annotation, biological process: transmembrane transport. The record is from RefSeq and is a predicted model, not a curated record. Gene Ontology annotation, molecular function: transmembrane transporter activity. The transcript is spliced from 9 exons. NCBI's taxonomy places the organism in Eukaryota, Fungi, Ascomycota, Eurotiomycetes, Chaetothyriales, Herpotrichiellaceae. The coding region runs from base 1 to 1212 and encodes 403 amino acids.
AUGUCCAAGACUCCCGACACAAGCGUCGAAAGCGACGACAGCACCAACUACGAACUUCGUGCCGCUCGUGUGGUGGCCCAGAACCCUGUACAGACGCGCCGGAGCUAUUUCUGGGAUACACUGAACAAGUCGCCCGAGGAGCGAAGGUUUCUGUUCAAGCUUGACGCCGGGAUUUUGACCAUCACCUGCUUGGGAUUUUUCAUCAAGUACCUCGAUCAAGCCAAUCUGGUCAAUGCAUUCGUGUCUGGCAUGAAAGAAGACUUGAACAUGUUUGGCAACCAACUAAACUACGUGACGACGAUAUUUACCGUGGGCUCUAUCGUGGGGAACAUCCCGAGUAACCUUCUCAUAACAAGGAUCCGGCCAUCAAUCUAUCUUUCGACGUUGAUGGUGUUCUGGUCGGUGUUGACGAUGUGUUUGUCUCGCAUCACUAACUAUCAACAACUGUAUGCCCUGCGCUUCUUCAUUGGCCUGACAGAGAGCGGAUUCUACCCCGGCAUCGAGUAUAUGCUCGGCUCGUGGUACCGAAGAGAUGAACUAGCGAAACGAGCAGGCAUUUUCAACAUUACUGGAUCAAUCGCCACGAUGUUUUCCGGCUACUUGAUGAGCGCAGUGAUCGGUCUCGACGGGAGAGGUGGUCUUCGCGGCUGGCAAUGGUUAUACAUCAUGGACGGAGUCAUUUCAUUGCCCAUCGCCGCGGCGUCUUUCUUUGUUCUCCCUGACUACCCUGAAACGUCUCGGGUCUGGUAUUUAAAUGAAGGCGACAAGGCAAUCGCCAAAAGACGCAUGGAACUCGAAGGCCGACGGAAGAGACAGCCAUUCACAAAAAAGAAAGUUUUGAAAAUCUUGAGUUCAUGGCACCUGUGGCUCCUGCCCCUUCCAAUUUUUUUUUGUGUCGGCGCCGGCGGUGCAGGCCAGCCCGUGUUUGCACUUUACUUGAAAGCAUCCAAGCACCCCAAGUACACUCUCCGCCAGAUUAACAAUUACCCUACCACGGUGCCGGCCAUGCAGGCUGCAUCCACUCUCGCCUACACCUGGAUAUCGGACUCGGUACUGCGUGGUCGAAGGUGGCCUAUAAUUCUUUGGGCAACGAGCAUAAAUCUCGUGGUCUUUACUUCUCUCGCGGCUUGGACUAUUCCAGUUGGAUGGCACUGGGCCUGCUACAUUUUGAUGGGUCAAGGUGUAGCAAUCAGUCCUAUGAUGAUGUCGUGA